AUGACCCUCUCCAGUGACUUUGAAACUUCUCAACACGCUGCUUUGCCUCGAGAUGAGGAUGAGAUUGACAUAGUGGGCGAGGAUGAGCCUGACCACGGGCGUUUGUAUCGAAAUGAGUGCUCCACGGACCCCGGUUCCUCGGCAGAAUCUGGCGCUGAAUGUGACUCUUCCGAGCCAGAAUCCUCGGGGGAAAGCGAGAACAGCUUCUGCGCAGACGCACCGCCGUCCAGGAAAGCCCAGAGCAGCUCGGUAAAGCCCCCCUACUCCUACAUUGCCCUCAUCACCAUGGCCAUCCUGCAGAGCCCGCUGAAGAAGCUGACGCUGAGCGGCAUCUGUGAUUUCAUCAGCAACAAGUUUCCCUACUACAGAGACAAGUUCCCCGCUUGGCAGAACUCCAUCAGGCACAAUCUUUCCCUCAACGACUGUUUCAUCAAGAUCCCGAGGGAGCCUGGAAACCCGGGCAAAGGUAACUACUGGUCUCUGGACCCUGCCUCAGAGGACAUGUUCGACAAUGGCAGCUUUCUACGGCGAAGGAAGCGCUUCAAGAGAAACCACCCCGAGCUUGGCAAAGACGGACUCAUGUUUUAUUCCAACUUGAGCUGCUACCGGCCGUACGGUCAACCAUAUUGCGUACAGGGCCAGGUAAGCCCCCCGCCUGCUGCUCCUAUCCGCUACGUUCCCCUGCAAGAUGGCAUCAUGAUGCCCCCCUCUUCCUACCAACUUCUACCACAAACUCUGAACAGCCACGGGAAGUGUACUGGGCCAAAAGACUUCAGAACUCAGCUCUGCGCAGCAGAACCCGCUGAUCCAAAGCCCGGCCCGCAGGCGAAGUGCUCCUUCAGCAUUGACAGCAUCAUGAGCAAACCCUCUCCCAUCACUUCACACAACCCAAAUCCACAGCAGAGCCGCCACGGCGCUCUCGGGUACACUCAUCUCAUGUCAGGCCCCGCUGCAUGUUUGGUUCCGGCGCUCCUGCAGGCUCCCAGGACCCCGUUCUGCCCUCCUGCCAUGCUGAGCACCGCUCCUCUAAUGAACGAACACCUCAGACUCUCCUACCCUCACUGCUGA
Molecule: messenger RNA, 1068 nt
Organism: Chelmon rostratus (copperband butterflyfish)
Lineage: Eukaryota; Metazoa; Chordata; Actinopteri; Chaetodontiformes; Chaetodontidae
Gene: foxd5
Product: forkhead box D5
Exons: 1
Coding region: 1-1068 (355 amino acids)
Biological process (GO): regulation of transcription by RNA polymerase II; cell differentiation; anatomical structure morphogenesis
Molecular function (GO): DNA-binding transcription factor activity, RNA polymerase II-specific; RNA polymerase II cis-regulatory region sequence-specific DNA binding
Source: RefSeq, a predicted model, not a curated record